UAUGCGUGCAUCUCAUAUUUUAUUGCUCAUUGUUGCCAUCAAAGCAGUCAAAUUUUUAGACGAACCCACAGUAUUAUUAGAGGAUGAUGAAAAACCAUACAUGUAAUUCACAACCUUUGCCUAAUAAUCAUCAUUGUUUACAGAGGAAGAAUUGGCUAGAAACUCAGAACCUGCUAAACAAUAUGCAUCUGGAUUCAAUUAUGAAGAUGAAAAUUAAUCAUCUUUAAAUAAUGCUGAUUAAUCUUAAGUCUUUUUAGCUGCUUAAUAUGAAAAAGAUUUACCAGCUACUGGAGAUUGUGUUGUACUUUACUCUGCAUGCGAUUUCAAAGGCACAUCAGGAAAAGUAUGCAAAGCAGAGGAUGCUAUGAAUUUCUAAAUCCCAGUCUUUUCAAUCUAUGUUCCAAUUGGGUAACAUUAUCUAUUUUUAUUUAGAUAAUAAUUCACUACAUUAGAUUCUACUAACAAUGAAUAAGUAGCUUUCUUGACAAGUGAAAAAUGUUUAACUGAACCAUUAGUUAUGGCUGACACAUAAAAGGAUGUAUUCAUUGCAAAACCAUCAUAAUCAUUGGCUGGAUCUGAUAAUGCAUCAAGUAUUAAUAUCUAUUUUAAAUAAUAAGGUGAUGAUAUAACUGGACCAUAACCAUAAUUAAUAUAAGAAACAUAAGAAUAAUUUGAUGCACCUUAAAUUGAAGAAGAUUAAUAAGUUAACGUUGAAUAAGUAUAAGAAUAAGAAUAAGUAUAAGAAUAAGUUUAAUAAACAGAAUAAGUAUAAGAAUAAGUUUAAGAAUAAUAAUAAUAAGUAGAAGCUGAAGUUUAAUAAUAAGAAUAAUAAUAAGAAUAAUAAUAAGAAUAAUAAUAAUAAUAAGAAUAAUAAUAAGAAUAAUAAUAAUAAUCUGAAACUCCUUAAAUUCAAUAAAAUGAUACAUAAAAUUAAGAAUAAUAAGCUUCUGUAGAUGAUGUGCCUUAAACUGCUGAAGCUCUUGUUGGACAAACUUAAUGAGAC
Molecule: messenger RNA, 1003 nt
Organism: Paramecium pentaurelia
Lineage: Eukaryota; Ciliophora; Oligohymenophorea; Peniculida; Parameciidae
Source: the annotation of a GenBank genome assembly